CUCUUAUAUAUGGACUGAUUCUUAUUUCCGGCUGGUGUUCUAUAGUUUGCCUAAGUAGAAUUUACAUGGGAAUGCACUCCAUUCUGGAUGUUAUUGCUGGAUUCCUAUAUGCCAUUUUAAUCUUAGCUGUCUUCUAUCCAUUUGUGGACCUGAUUGACAACUUCAACCAAGCUCACAAAUAUUCUCCAUUAAUCAUCAUUGGGCUUCAUUUAGCUUUGGGGAUCUUUUCUUUCACUCUUGACACCUGGAGCACAUCCCGAGGAGACACAGCUGAGAUUCUAGGAAGUGGUGCUGGAAUUGCAUGUGGAUGUCAUGUUAGUUAUAACAUGGGUCUAAUAUCAGAUCCUUCUCUGGAUAUAUUACCUUUAGCUAGGCCCCCCAUUACUAUGACUCUGUUUGGAAAAGCCAUAUUGAGGAUCCUUAUAGGGAUGGGAUUUAUACUAAUGGUCAGAGAUAUAAUGAAAAAGAUCUCCAUUCCUUUAGCCUGUAAAGUCUUCAAUAUACCGUGUGAUGAUAUUCGAAAAGCAAGACAGCACAUGGAAGUUGAACUUCCUUAUCGGUAUAUUACCUAUGGAAUGGUUGGUUUCUCCAUCUCAUUUUUUGUUCCUUAUGUAUUUUUCUUUAUUGGUAUCUCUUGAUGGAGAAAUAUUGCUUAUGUUAAGAAAGGAGGAUAUUAGUCACUGAUAUCUAAAAAUAUAUUCGAGGUAAAAGCCAGAUCAGAAUUAGGCUUUUGCGGGAAUUUAAAUAAUUAUUUAAGUAAAUUCAUAAGACUCAGUGCAUUUUAUCAUUGCACAUUCAGAUAUUGUUUUAGGUGAGAUAAGCUGUUUCAAUACUGGAAAAAUGAUAAGUAUCCAUUUAGAAUGUUCAUGUAAUGUUUGGAGAGUUUUGUGCUGUUAUGGAUUCAAGUUAUAUAUAAUAUAUAUUAAGGUACAUAAUAUACAACUAUAUAUCUAAUAUAUGUUAUAUAUAAAAUAAUAUACCUAAGUUUUUUUUAAACUAUGGGGAUGUAUUAUAAAAUCAAUAAUAAUAUGCAAACAGUUGUGCCUGUGUAUUUGGACUUAAUACAGGUAUGUUGUUAUUAACAAAUAUAUUUAACAUUUACCUACUAUGGGAACCAUUUCCUAAUUGAAUUGCAUAACUACUAGACCAGAAUUCAUAUGCUAACACAUUAUUUACUGCCUCUUUUUACACUGCCAUCACCUUUCAUGUUACUGAUGAUGUUGAACAUGGGAGGCAUCUUUAAUGGACCAAAUUUUCAGAAAAACUCAUUUUUGGAUUUAUUUUUUUUAAUUUCUGUACACUAUGUUGAAUGUACUUUAUUUGCACCUGUUCUGGACAUCAGUUUAAUAAUUCAGGUACUGAAUUUUUUUGCUUGCUAAUUGUGCCUUUCUGUUGCUGAAUUAAGAAAUGCCAUGUAUACUGUGAUAUAAAAAUAAGAUGCUAACUUUAUCUUAAGUUACAUAUAAUCAGGCAAAUAUUUUAAAGACACAUGUUAAGCUAACAGGUAUAGAAGUAAACUACCCUUAACUCUUUAGCCUUCAUUUAUGAAGAAAUGUGGAACGGGCUAAAAUUUCUCACUAAUUUAUUGGAAAGCUAAAUGGAUAAAUAUUUCCAUUUUUGUAGGUAUUUUUCUGUGAAUUAUAGGUUAUAGGAGCAAGCUAUAUUUUUUGUACAUUGUCUUGAUUCUUUAUACUGCAGGUCAAUAUUUCCAAGUGGAAAUGUAGUUGAAAUUUAUGGAUGGGACAAUGCACAUACUUCAUAUGUAAACAAACCAUUUUUCUAAAUUAUUUGGAAAGGAUUGGAUUUAGCACUGUUAACCUUUAACACCCAUUUAUUAGCUGCUUAAUGUGAAUUAUAAAAUCUAAAAAUAAGUAUCAGUAUUUUUACAUCGUGUUAUUUUUUAACUUUUAUUGUUUUCACAGUGACGAAUUUGGGCAUAAUAAAGUAUUUCUUUCUGUGCCUUUACACUUUAAAGUGCAGUUCUAUUUAAGUUAACAUUAAGUUCAUUUGUAGAAAGUUUUUCAUGAAGAGGAUAAUUAACUUUCCAUAUAAAUGAACAUCAGGUAUGGAAUUACUGACAGUGCAAUAUCUGUAUGAUUAUCCAGAAGUAUCACUUGAGAUGUUUCUAUUUUGGGCAGCAUAACUAUUUGAACUCAUAUUUUUAUAAUUCUGAUUGAGACUCUAGGGGCAUGGUAAUUUUUACCAAAACUGAAUCUGAUAGUUUUAAGUAAAGCAACUAAAAUUGGGCCCUUUACCUAUUAGUUAAAAGGAAACCAAGGCACUUAGGAACACAUUGGUACAUUGGAAAAUGUGAAAAGAGCUUUUCUUUCAAAAUGUGUAUUUAAUGAACUGAAUUUUAAGGACUGUGUCCCAUAAUUUGGGUCUAUGCUAUCCUAUCAGUUUUGAUGUCUAGCUUAAAAGGUAUUUGAAAAUAUUUUAUUUCUUUGUGUUUUAUUAUUUUCUGUCCUAUGACAGUUCUAUGCUAAAUGUAUUUUAAAAUAAAAGCCAAAUGUAAGAUU
Galeopterus variegatus (Sunda flying lemur) is the source of this 2519-nucleotide messenger RNA. RefSeq names its product sphingosine-1-phosphate phosphatase 1 (gene SGPP1). Bases 66 to 638 code for a protein of 190 amino acids. The transcript has 2 exons. Lineage: Eukaryota; Metazoa; Chordata; Mammalia; Dermoptera; Cynocephalidae. Gene Ontology annotation, biological process: phospholipid dephosphorylation; sphingosine metabolic process. The record is from RefSeq and is a predicted model, not a curated record. Gene Ontology annotation, molecular function: sphingosine-1-phosphate phosphatase activity. Gene Ontology annotation, cellular component: endoplasmic reticulum membrane.